Molecule: messenger RNA, 2334 nt
Organism: Knipowitschia caucasica
Lineage: Eukaryota; Metazoa; Chordata; Actinopteri; Gobiiformes; Gobiidae
Source: the annotation of a GenBank genome assembly
AUGGUCCAUGUGUUCAGUGUUAGCGUGUUCAGUGUUAGCGUGUUCAGUGUGAGCGUGUUCAGUGUGAGCGUUUUCAGUGUUAGCGUGUUCAGUGUUAGCGUGUUCAGUGUGAGCGUGUUCAGUGUGAGCGUUUUCAGUGUUAGCGUGUUCAGUGUUAGCGUGUUCAGUGUGAGCGUGUUCAGUGUGAGUGUGUUCAGUGUGAGCGUGUUCAGUGUGAGCGUGUUCAGUGUGAGCGUUUUCAGUGUUAGCGUGUUCAGUGUUAGCGUGUUCAGUGUUAGCGUGUUCAGUGUGAGCGUGUUCAGUGUUAGCGUGUUCAGUGUGAGCGUGUUCAGUGUGAGCGUUUUCAGUGUUAGCGUGUUCAGUGUUAGCGUGUUCAGUGUUAGCGUGUUCAGUGUGAGCGUGUUCAGUGUGAGUGUGUUCAGUGUGAGCGUGUUCAGUGUGAGCGUGUUCAGUGUGAGCGUGUUCAGUGUGAGCGUGUUCAGUGUGAGCGUGUUCAGUGUUAGCGUGUUCAGUGUGAGCGUGUUCAGUGUGAGCGUGUUCAGUGUUAGCGUGUUCAGUGUGAGCGUGUUCAGUGUUAGCGUGUUUAGUGUGAGCGUGUUCAGUGUGAGCGUGUUCAGUGUGAGCGUGUUCAGUGUUAGCGUGUUCAGUGUUAGCGUGUUUAGUGUGAGCGUGUUCAGUGUGAGCGUGUUCAGUGUGAGCGUGUUCAGUGUGAGUGUUUUCAGUGUUAGCGUGUUCAGUGUUAGCGUGUUCAGUGUGAGUGUUUUCAGUGUUAGCGUGUUCAGUGUUAGCGUGUUCAGUGUUAGCGUGUUCAGUGUUAGCGUGUUCAGUGUUAGCGUGUUUAGUGUGAGCGUGUUCAGUGUGAGCGUGUUCAGUGUGAGCGUGUUCAGUGUGAGCGUGUUCAGUGUUAGCGUGUUCAGUGUUAGCGUGUUCAGUGUUAGCGUGUUCAGUGUGAGCGUGUUCAGUGUGAGUGUGUUCAGUGUGAGCGUGUUCAGUGUUAGCGUGUUCAGUGUGAGCGUGUUCAGUGUGAGCGUUUUCAGUGUUAGCGUGUUCAGUGUUAGCGUGUUCAGUGUUAGCGUGUUCAGUGUGAGCGUGUUCGGUGUGAGUGUGUUCAGUGUGAGCGUGUUCAGUGUGAGCGUGUUCAGUGUGAGCGUUUUCAGUGUUAGCGUGUUCAGUGUUAGCGUGUUCAGUGUUAGCGUGUUCAGUGUUAGCAUGUUCAGUGUUAGCGUGUUCAGUGUUAGCGUGUUCAGUGUUAGCGUGUUUAGUGUGAGCGUGUUCAGUGUGAGCGUGUUCAGUGUGAGCGUGUUCAGUGUGAGCGUGUUCAGUGUUAGCGUGUUCAGUGUGAGCGUGUUCAAUGUGAGCGUGUUCAGUGUUAGCGUGUUCAGUGUGAGCGUGUUCAGUGUGAGCGUGUUCAGUGUUAGCGUGUUCAGUGUGAGCGUGUUCAGUGUGAGCGUUUUCAGUGUUAGCGUGUUCAGUGUUAGCGUGUUCAGUGUUAGCGUGUUCAGUGUGAGGCGUGUUCGUGUGAGCGUGUUCAAUGUGAGCGUGUUCAGUGUUAGCGUGUUCAGUGUGAGCGUGUUCAGUGUGAGCGUGUUCAGUGUGAGCGUGUUCAGUGUGAGCGUGUUCGGUGUUAGCGUCUUCAGUGUGAGCGUGUUCAGUGUGAGCGUGUUCAGUGUGAGCGUGUUCAGUGUGAGCGUGUUCAGUGUGAGCGUGUUCAGUGUUAGCGUGUUCAGCGUGAGCGUGUUCAGUGUUAGCGUGUUCGGUGUGAGCGUGUUCGGUGUGAGCGUGUUCAGUGUGAGCGUGUUCAGUGUAAGCGUGUUCAGUGUGAGCGUGUUCAGUGUUAGCGUGUUCAGCGUGAGCGUGUUCAGUGUUAGCGUGUUCGGUGUUAGCGUGUUCAGUGUUAGCGUUUUCAGUGUUAGCGUGUUCAGUGUGAGCGUGUUCAGUGUGAGCGUGUUCACCUUGAGCGUGUUCAGUGUGAGCGUGUUCAGUGUCAGCGUGGUCAGUGUUAGCGUGUUCACUGUUGGCGUGUUCAGUGUUAGCGUGUUCACUGUUGGCGUGUUCAGUGUUAGCGUGUUCACUGUUGGCGUGUUCAGUGUCAGCGUGGUCAGUGUUAGCGUGUUCACUGUUGGCGUGUUCAGUGUUAGCGUGUUCACUGUUGGCGUGUUCAGUGUUAGCGUGUUCACUGUUGGCGUGUUCAGUGUUAGCGUGUUCACUGUUGGCGUGUUCAGUGUCAGCGUGGUCAGUGUUAGCGUGUUCACUGUUGGCGUGUUCAGUGUUAGCGUGUUCAGUGUUAGCGUGUUCAGUGUUAGCGUGUUCACUGUUGGCGUGUUCAGUGAGUGA